Molecule: messenger RNA, 2189 nt
Organism: Ictalurus punctatus (channel catfish)
Lineage: Eukaryota; Metazoa; Chordata; Actinopteri; Siluriformes; Ictaluridae
Gene: slc5a5
Product: solute carrier family 5 member 5
Exons: 17
Coding region: 289-2109 (606 amino acids)
Biological process (GO): sodium ion transport; iodide transmembrane transport
Cellular component (GO): membrane
Molecular function (GO): symporter activity
Source: RefSeq, a predicted model, not a curated record
GUGCAAGUGGCUCAUGUGCACUCAGGUAGAUCAUGAGAGGACACACACACACACACACACACACACACACACACACACACACACACACACACACACACUGUUCCUUCCUGUAUAUUACAGGCUGACCAUCACCUCCACUAACCACCACACACACCCCAUUCUACACAAAACUAGCCAGUCAUGAAAAAAUGUUCAUUUCUCAACUUCAGGAUCGAGAAAGAGGACAUAAAUAACCAACAAAGCUGAAGUGUGUGUAUCACAGAGCAGCAGUGUGUGUGGACAGACAGAAUGUCAGCGGCUAUAACAGACAGGUUGAGCUUCACUGUAGGAGACUACGCUGUGUUUGGUGCCAUGUUGGCCGUCUCCAUGUUUAUCGGCAUAUUCCAGUCUCUGCGCUCACGUGGGCGGAGCUUCUCAGAAUCAGACACGGUGGAGAAUUUCUUCAUGGGUGGGCGGAGCCUGGGGAUGGUACCAGUGGGUGUGUCUCUGUGUGCAAGCUUCAUGUCGGCUGUGCAGGUGCUGGGGGUUCCGUCUGAGUCCUAUCUGUACGGCUUCAAGUUCCUCUACAUGUGUUUGGGGCAGGGCAUCAACUCCUUCCUGACGGCCACACUGUUCCUCCCUGUGUUCUACAGACUGACCAUCACCUCCACUAACCAGUAUCUGAGGAUGAGGUUCGGCAGAGGAAUGCAGCUGCUUGGGAGUCUGCAGUUUCUCAUAGCCACACUCCUCUACACUGGCAUUGUUAUCCUCGCUCCUGCACUCAUCCUAAAUCAGGCAACAGGGCUGAACAUGUGGGCGUGUCUGAUCUCCACCGGACUCAUCUGUACGUUCUACACAAGUCUGGGAGGAAUGAAGGCCGUCGUGUGGACAGAUGUGUUUCAGGUCGUCGUGAUGCUUUUGGGUUUCAUCGUUACCUUCGUCCACGGCACCGUCCUGGCAGGAGGACCAGCUAAAGUCCUAGAGAUCGCCUACAACGGAUCACGCAUCAACUUUAACGAUUUUGGGUUGGAUCCUCAGAGGCGUUACUCGUUCUGGAGUUUUACGGUCGGAGGGACGAUGGUGUGGUUAUCCAUGUAUGCAGCGAAUCAGGCUCAGGUGCAGCGCUACAUCUCCUGCAGGACGGAGAGACAAGCGAAGUGGGCUUUAUUGAUUAAUCAGGUGGGUCUGUGUCUGAUUGUGAGCAGCGCAGCUACAUGUGGUAUUGUGAUGUUCGCUCUUUAUUCACACUGCGAUCCUCUCAAAUCCGGCCAAAUCUCUGCAUCGGAUCAGUACAUGCCGUAUUUGGUACUGGAUAUUUUUCGGGAACAUCCUGGCUUUCCUGGACUUUUCCUCGCGUGUGCCUACGGUGGAACGUUAAGUACGGUCUCGACCAGCAUUAACGCCAUGGCUGCGGUUACGAUGGAGGAUCUGCUGAAGCCGUUUCUGAUCAACUCGUUACAGAGGAAACAGAUGCAGCUCUGCAAAUUACUGUCGUUUCUGUAUGGAGUCGGCUGUAUCACGACGGCGGCUCUCUGCUCUCUCCUGGAUUGGGGAGUUCUUCAGGGCUCGUUUACAGUCAUGGGCGUGGUUAACGGGCCGCUCCUGGGCACUUUUAUCCUGGGUAUGUUCAUCCCAGCUGCAAAUAAACCGGGUGCGUUUGCUGGCGUUGCGGUGGGGUUCUCUCUCGCUCUGUGGCUCGCUGUUGGAAGCUCUGUGUAUCCUCCAACCCCACAGAGAAUGGGUGUGUUACACACCAGCGCAGACUACUGCCCUGCGGCUAACACUACACACAACUCCACCAUGCUAACAACACCAUCACCUACACUAUCACCUCCAGGACCUGCAGAGGACUGGCAUCAUGGUCUUCAGGAUUUUUACUCCAUAUCCUACCUUUACUUUGGAGCUCUGUCCACUGGAGCAUCUGUGCUAGCUGGAUUAGUGGUUAGCUACCUAACAGGACCGACACAAAGAGGCUCGAUCCAGCCUGGUUUGCUGUGGUGGGAUCUCAAACCUCAGCGUGAUGCUCCUCAGGAAAGCACAGGUGAAUUGAUGACCCUGAAUCCCUCCGUCGUCCUUCUGAACCCUGAGAAAGAUGUUGAUAAAGAGCAGAAAUCCGUGUCUGUUGUGUGAGGAACGUUUGUGUUGAUUAUGGAUUAAGAUGAGGACAUGUGUCUUUAUGAAUGUGUGUUUAUUAAAUCUACAAAUACAAC